Messenger RNA from Zea mays, 1596 nucleotides. Its product is annotated as S-adenosyl-L-methionine-dependent methyltransferase superfamily protein. NCBI's taxonomy places the organism in Eukaryota, Viridiplantae, Streptophyta, Magnoliopsida, Poales, Poaceae. Gene Ontology annotation, molecular function: methyltransferase activity. The coding region runs from base 40 to 1467 and encodes 475 amino acids. The transcript has a single exon. The record is from RefSeq and is marked predicted.
GAGGGCUUGUGCUUUGCGCGGUGCCGGUUCACGCGGCUCAUGGCGGCGAUGCAGCUGGCGAUGGUCGUGCUGGUCGUGGUCAUCAGCAUGGCUAGCCUCCACCGUUUCUACGCCACCCACAGCCUCCUCCCGGGGCUCGCCUCCGUCGCCGACCCCGCGCGCUGCAGCAGCAAGUUCCACACCGACGACACGGCUGGCUUCUCCAGCAGCUUCGACGUCCGCGCGCUCGCAGACCGCGUGGACGAAGUGCUGGUCCAGCUCGCCGAGCUCCAGGACAAGCUGGAGGCCACGGCGCUGAAGGUGGCGAAGCAGAGCAAGAAGAGCAAGGCCCGGCGCAGGCCGCAGGAGAACAUGACGAUGCCGGAGUUCCGGCGGUUCCUGGAGGACGAGGUCAUCCACCCGCUGUACAGCGCGCACAUCGCGCUCCGGCUGAUCCGCAUCCCGCGCCCGCCCGACGAGGGAGGGGACGGCGGCGACGCCUCCUCCUCCUCCGGCAUGGACCCGCUCGUCAACUUCUUCGCGUCCGAGGAGACGCGCAAGUACGUGACGGCCAAGGGCAAUCGCGACGGCCUGCCCAGCGUGUACGGCACGAACCGGACGUACGGCAGCGUGGGGCACGCGUGCGUGCUGAUGCGGCGGGAGCUGGAUGAGUACAUGAGCUACGACGUGGGCGCGCGCUGCCCCGACGACUGGGACCUGGGCCAGCGCCUCAUGCUGGGCGGCUGCGACCCGCUGCCGCGCCGCCGCUGCCUGGCCCCGGCCUCCAAGCUCUUCCGCCGCCCGCUGCCCGUCAACGAGUCGCUCUGGACGCUGCCCGACGACGGCAACGUCCGGUGGAGCCACUACCACUGCCGUGGCUACAGGUGCCUGUCCGCCAGGAACCAGCGCCGCGGCUACGACCGCUGCGUGGGGUGCUUCGACAUGGACCGCGAGAGGCAGCGGUGGGCCAACCGCACCGCGUCGUCGUCCCUCGCCAACUUCCUCGUCGACGACGUGCUCGCGGCGAAGCCAGGCGAGGUGCGCAUCGGGCUGGACAUGAGCGUGGGCACGGGCAGCUUCGCGGCGCGCAUGCGGGAGCGCGGCGUGACCAUCGUGUCGGCGGCCAUGAACCUGGGCGCGCCGUUCGCGGAGACGAUCGCGCUGCGCGGGCUGGUGCCCCUGUACGCGACCAUGAGCCAGCGGCUGCCGCUGUUCGACAACACCAUGGACCUGGUGCACACGGCGGGGCUCUUCGAGGGGUGGGUGGACCUGCAGCUGCUGGACUUCGUGCUCUUCGACUGGGACCGCGUGCUCCGCCCCGGUGGGCUGCUGUGGGUGGACAAGUUCGCCUGCGCGCGCAAGGACCUGGACGACUACAUGUACAUGUUCCUGCAGUUCAGGUACAAGAAGCACCGCUGGGUCGUCUCCUUCAAGUCCAAGGACGAGGUCUACCUCUCCGCGCUGCUCGAGAAACCGCCGAGGUCAUGAUCAUAGAUCAUCAUGCACGCAUCCAGGUUCUUUAAUUAGUUUGUAAACUAGGUCUGAUCGUCCAAUCAAGCUAACUUGUCGGACAAUAUAAUAAGUAACUGCAAAGGAGAUUUGGAUGUGUGUUCUCCC